Messenger RNA from Ipomoea nil (Japanese morning glory), 498 nucleotides. RefSeq lists its product as uncharacterized. The transcript is spliced from 2 exons. The record is from RefSeq and is a predicted model, not a curated record. Bases 1 to 498 code for a protein of 165 amino acids. NCBI's taxonomy places the organism in Eukaryota, Viridiplantae, Streptophyta, Magnoliopsida, Solanales, Convolvulaceae.
AUGAAAGUGGUACAGGAUCGUCAAAAGUCUUACGCCGAUUUGGCAAGGAAGCAAGUGGAAUUCGUGGUUGGAGAUAAAGUUUGGCUGAAGGUCUCUCCGAACCGGGGAGUGAUGAGGUUCGGAAGAAAGGGCAAGCUAAGCCCCAGGUUCAUAGGACCUUAUGAGAUACUUGAGAGGGUUGGGGGUCUAGCUUAUCGGUUGGCUUUACCUAUGGAGUUGGAGCGAGUGCACAUUGUUUUCCACGUGUCGCAGCUUAAGAAAUAUGUUCAUGACCCAACACACGUUUUACCACCGGAGGUGAUCCCGUUAGACGAUAACAUGUCCUACAAAGAGAGGCCGCUCAAGAUUCUGGAUUCUAAGACCAAGGAAACGCAUAGGAAGUCAGUGAAGAUGGUGAAGGUUUGGUGGACCCAUCACAGCGUUGAAGAAGCGACUUGGGAGAUUGAGUCAGCUAUGAGGGAGCGUUAUCCAGAGUUGUUCUCGUCAGUGUUUGUAUGA